Messenger RNA from Colletotrichum spaethianum, 414 nucleotides. RefSeq lists its product as uncharacterized. NCBI's taxonomy places the organism in Eukaryota, Fungi, Ascomycota, Sordariomycetes, Glomerellales, Glomerellaceae. The transcript has a single exon. The record is from RefSeq and is a predicted model, not a curated record. The coding region runs from base 1 to 414 and encodes 137 amino acids.
AUGAACGUCACCAUCUCCGUCCCUCCGGGAACCGUUAACCACGGUGACCCAAGACUCAUCUGCACACCUCCGAUCUGGACCGACUUUGUCAUGUUCUACGCAACAAACUACUUUGUCCACGCCCUCACUCUUCCCAGCCGGCCUGGCGAGUCGGUCCUCGAGACCUGCUUCACUGUUAUCACAGCUCUUUUCCUUCCAAGCACAGGCUCCCUGCGAGCCGCCCGCUGGCUUCUCGCCCACGCCGGGACCGUCAGACGCGACGAACUCAGCCGAGCCAUGAGGGCCGGCGCGCUAUGCAUGGUCGUCGACGAGACUGAGAGGUCCAAGGUAUCUUGGAUCGAGGCGUCCUUGAGGAGGAUGAACUUUCAGAGGCCGAGAAGCUGGUCAGUGUGGAUUGAUACGCGCAAAGCAUAA